Molecule: messenger RNA, 2231 nt
Organism: Gossypium arboreum
Lineage: Eukaryota; Viridiplantae; Streptophyta; Magnoliopsida; Malvales; Malvaceae
Product: calcium-dependent protein kinase 8-like
Exons: 9
Coding region: 451-2040 (529 amino acids)
Biological process (GO): peptidyl-serine phosphorylation; protein autophosphorylation; intracellular signal transduction
Cellular component (GO): cytoplasm; nucleus
Molecular function (GO): calcium-dependent protein serine/threonine kinase activity; ATP binding; calmodulin binding
Source: RefSeq, a predicted model, not a curated record
UUGAGGUUUGUUUAGGUAUUUUUGGAAGUAAAUAACUAUAAGAAAAAAAAGACAACAGAGAUAUUUAUCUGUCUGUUUCUUGUUCAAUCGUUGAAUUGAAGAGACUAAAAAAGGUAAAAAGAAAAGAAAAGCUUGGAUUUUUAAUUUCUCAGGGAGGAAGAAGAAGAAGAAAGAAGAGAGAGGUUGCAGAGAGAUAGAGAGGAAGUCUUCGCAAGGAGAGAGCUUUGACUCUCCUUCUUCUCUCUUCCUCUUUCUCAUUGUUUCUUUUUAUAUCAUUUCAUUCUCACACAUUGAAUCACAUUUCAGCUGAAAAUUUACAAAACCCUUUUCAUUUGUCUCAACAUUCUUUAACAUUUUUCAUUGCCACGAGAUUCUGGGUUUCUUUUUUUUUCUUUGAAGGAAACUUGGACCAGAGCGAGUUGUUGGUUGUUUAACGUUGUGUUUUAAUUCAUGGGAAAUUGCUGUGCUACCACCGGUCCUCUAGUGGAUACUAAUAGUAAUAAAAAAAAGGGGAAAAAGAACAAAGCUAUUCCAUAUUCUGCAGAUGAAUAUGGUGUCACCCAUGGAUCUACUACGUUCAAGCUGCAGGUUUUAAACGAACUCACUGGCCGUGACAUUUCAGCUCAAUAUGAUCUAGGCCGUGAGAUGGGUCGUGGCGAAUUCGGUGUAACAUAUUUGUGUACUGAUCCCAACUCAGGUGAAAAAUUUGCUUGUAAAUCCAUAUCCAAGAAGAAACUUAGGACUGCAGUGGAUAUCGAGGAUGUGAGGAGGGAAGUACAGAUAAUGAAGCACUUGCCUAAGCAUCCUAAUGUGGUUACAUUGAAGGAUACUUUUGAGGAUGAUGAUGCUGUGCACAUUGUAAUGGAAUUGUGCGAGGGAGGGGAGUUGUUUGAUAGGAUUGUUGCAAGGGGACACUACACUGAACGAGCAGCUGCUGGGGUCAUGAAGACCAUUGUCGAAGUUGUUCAGAUGUGUCAUAAACAUGGAGUCAUGCAUCGAGAUCUCAAACCAGAAAAUUUUCUAUUUGCAAACAAGAAGGAAGCUUCCCCCUUGAAGGCAAUUGAUUUUGGGUUGUCAGUCUUCUUUAAACCUGGUGAACUGUUCAAUGAGAUUGUGGGAAGUCCAUAUUAUAUGGCUCCAGAGGUUCUUAAACGUAAUUAUGGCCCUGAGGUUGAUGUUUGGAGUGCCGGAGUUAUCCUUUAUAUUUUAGUUUGUGGUGUCCCACCAUUCUGGGCAGAGACUGAGCAGGGAGUGGCGGAGGCAAUUAUUCGCUCUGUUAUUGACUUCAAGAGGGACCCAUGGCCUAAGGUUUCUGACAAUGCAAAGGACCUUGUAAGGAAGAUGCUUAAUCCUGAUCCAAAGAAACGGCUUACUGCUCAGGAAGUGCUCGAACAUCCGUGGUUACAACAUGCCAAGAAAGUUCCCAAUGUACCAUUGGGUGAGACUGUGAAAGCUAGGCUUAAACAGUUUUCAGUAAUGAACAAGCUUAAGAAGAGAGCUCUAAGGGUGAUUGCUGAGCAUUUGUCUGUGGAGGAAGUAGCUGAUAUAAAGGAGACAUUUGACAUGAUGGACACCAAACAACGAGGCAAAAUAACCCUCGAGGAGCUUAAGGCAGGAUUGCAAAAGCUUGGCCAGCAGAUUCCUGAUGCAGAUUUGCAGAUCCUAGUGGGAGCUGCUGGUGGUGAUGGUGAUGGGACUCUGAAUUAUGGAGAGUUUGUAGCAGUUUCGGUUCACCUCAGGAAAAUGGCGAAUGAUGAACACUUACAUAAAGCUUUUGCCUUCUUGGAUCUAAAUAAAAGUGGGUAUUUAGAGAAAGAAGAUUUGCGAGAUGCCUUAAAUGAUGAAGUUGACCCCUGUAGUGAAGAAGUUAUCAAUGCCAUUAUGCAUGAUGUGGACACUAACAAGGACGGGCGCAUAAGUUAUGAGGAGUUUGCUGCAAUGAUGAAAGCCGGUACGGAUUGGAGAAAAGCAUCAAGACAAUAUUCACGAGAAAGAUUUAACAGUCUAAGCAUGAAGUUGAUGCAGGUAGUGGCCACUUGAACAAAGGAACAAAUGUUGGCAUAGAAAGAGAGAAGAAAGGAUUUUUGGUUGGAAAAAUUGUUGUCAAUUUUUUUUUCUUUUGUGAAAUUAAAUUUGGGACGGAACAUAAAGUAGGGUUAGAUUGAUGUAUGAAUAGCCAAGAUUUGUGAUGAGUGAGUCGCAGAAGAGGAAUAAAAUGAAGCGUUUUACAA